Molecule: messenger RNA, 1749 nt
Organism: Daktulosphaira vitifoliae (grape phylloxera)
Lineage: Eukaryota; Metazoa; Arthropoda; Insecta; Hemiptera; Phylloxeridae
Exons: 2
Coding region: 70-1545 (491 amino acids)
Source: RefSeq, a predicted model, not a curated record
UUGUUAAAUCAAGUAUUAAUUUUUUAUGCAUAAUCUUUUGUUUAAAAGUGCAAACCUAAGCAGUGAAUAAUGAUUUUGAAUCCGAUUUUAUUUAUCAUUACAGUAAUGGUCAUUUUCCGUUCAAUGCAAGUUAAUACAUGUUGUAUUAAAAGUGUUCCUAGGUAUGAUUACAAAUUUGAAACUGCUCUUACUCUGGACACUGGAUUUAUUUAUCCUGAGCAUGAAGAAUUAAAUAAACUUGACAUUGCUACUAUAAAGAAAUUACUAAACAUUAAUAUUUUACCACAAGAGGAAACUAUAAAAAAACCGAUUGAUCUAAUAUACUGUGACUUGAUAUGUGGUAAUAUGUUCGUCAUUAGAAAUUAUUUGUCGAUAUGUAACAAUUUAAAUGAUAAUAAUUUAGAAGAAUCAAUAACUGGACGCAUGCUAGUUUCCCUUUUCAAAAUAAAUAAAACUAUAUAUGAAAAACCAUUCUGGUAUGCUCACAUGUAUAUAAUAUACAGAUCAAUGUUCCGAAAUGAAACUAAUGAAAAUCAUAAAGCAUUUAUUAAAACUAUGAAUAAUUUGAUUAGAGAGACUUUACAAUGGUAUAUUGAUAGGUAUUGUAGAAAAAAUAAUCAAUAUAAUACAAUAGUUCAAUAUAACAAUGAGACGACAGAAAUACAAAAUAUCAUAAAAUUAAUAAAUGAUCGACAAGCAAAAAAUGAUAUCUUAUUAGAAAAUAAAACAGAAAUAAAUUGGGUUUCCCUUAAAAGUAUUUACUUACACCAAAUAUUAGAAGAUGAACAUUUUUGGAAAACCAUAAUUGUGACAUUCGGUGAUCAAAAAGAAGUUGUUUUAAAAGCAAUACGUGAUGAUAUUUUCAAUAAUUAUAAAUUGGCGAAAAAUUAUUAUUAUUAUGACAAUUGGGUCAUACAAAUAGAGAAAUAUCUAGAGAGUAUAUUUAAUAUCAUAAGAAUAGUCACUUUGCAUUUAAUACGGAACUAUUUAUAUUAUGCUGAAAACUAUAGAAAAUUAAACCCUAGUCUUUUACGAGAAGUUGACGUAGGCUAUUCUAAAAUAAAAGAGAUACUUUUAAAAAAUAAUUUCUUUAUACAACUUUUUAAUAAAUCAUAUGAUAAUCAUGUAAUAACAAUUUUAGAAAAAUUGAAUGAACGGCAAAAAAUUAAUAAUAAAAUAAAUGAAACACAUAUUGCAACAGUUGUUAAAAUUGAUAUCAUAAUGAAAACACUGUCAUCAAAAUUUGAGCUAAUACCUUUGGAUACCCUUUUAAAUAAUGUUUAUUUAGAUCUAAAAAAAAACGAAAAUGAGAAAAACAGAAAAUUUAUAACUAUGGAAGACUCAAAUAAAGAAAAAACUUUCCAAAAUAAGUUUGAUUGUCAAUUAUUAAGAGAUAGUUAUUCGAGUAUUAUAUUGUAUUUACGUUAUGUAGAAACUAAAUUUGAGACUUAUAAUAUUGCUUUUUCUUUUAUCAGAACAUUUAAGGAUCAUAAAGUAAUAUCAUUUAAUAACCGAACUAACAGUGAAAAGCUUAUACAAUUGUAAUUGUUUUAAUAUUUUAUAGAAUUGCAACUUCUUUUACGAUCUAAUAAACGAUUUUAAUGUUAACAAUAUGAAUUCAUGUUUAUUUAAUUAUCUGAAUAUAUAAAAGUAUAAAUUUUAUAUUUAAUUUUUUUUAGACCCUUUGAUAAAUUUUUAUGUCAUUUUAUUAUUAUUAUACAAUUGUAAUUAUUUCAGGAUUAUAUAGAA